Eremothecium gossypii ATCC 10895 is the source of this 2610-nucleotide messenger RNA. RefSeq names its product Xrs2p (gene XRS2). The record is from RefSeq and is marked provisional. NCBI's taxonomy places the organism in Eukaryota, Fungi, Ascomycota, Saccharomycetes, Saccharomycetales, Saccharomycetaceae. Gene Ontology annotation, cellular component: Mre11 complex. Bases 1 to 2610 code for a protein of 869 amino acids. Gene Ontology annotation, biological process: mitotic G2 DNA damage checkpoint signaling; double-strand break repair via homologous recombination. The transcript has a single exon. Gene Ontology annotation, molecular function: damaged DNA binding; protein binding.
AUGUGGGUUUUCAAAUGUAACUAUCAAAAGAGCGGUCAGCUUGGUGCACUGCAGAAUAUCUCCUGCGCUUUGUGUCCAGAGAGAGAGUUUAUCGUAGGAAGAGCAAGCAAAAGUACACUAGUUAUAGAGGAAAAAGGUGUAUCAAGAACACAUCUCCGACUAGAGGUAAUAGACGACCAUGUCAAUAUUCUGCUAUUGGGAUCUCAGCUGAAAGUUGGUGGCGAAGAUGCAUCUAAGGGAUCGGUGUUACCGUUUGGACCAUCUCAGAGCCCUGUUAUUCUGGAAGUGGGAUCACAUUCCGUCCAAUGCAUAUUGGAGUGGGCUCAAUGGGAGUUCAAGGUCCCGAAUACUUUGUUACAAGAAGACCCUGCUUUGCUUGAGGUAAUUAAAGGGUUAGGAAUACGAGUGGUGACCUCUUUUUCGAAGGCCACUACACAUCAUAUUAUUAGACCCCAUGAAGAUGACCAAGAUUACGAAAAGUAUUUGUUUGCACUUGUUAAAGGCAUACCAAUAUUGCAUCUCGAAUUUCUGAAACAAUUUACCGCUCUUCUUCGACAGCCUGUUACCGAUUUUGACCCACAGCUACGCAGUAUACAAGAGCAGCAUUACGCCUUUAGAGGCUUUACUAAGAAAGCCGCAGACCUGAAUGGGUUGCACUUUAUAGUAAACAGAAAACAUGAUUUUGAAAUGCUAAAAUAUACAUUGGAGAUAGGAGGUGGAACGGUGCAUUUUUGCCAUGACAUUAAUGACUUGAGCGCAUGUCUCAAGACAAUACCUAUUAAUGGAGCUCUUGCAUUGAAAUAUGAUCAUGGGAUAUCUGCAGAGGUAAAGAAAGUUGACGAUACACGAUAUUGUGAGGUCUUGCACUCGCAUGGUAUACAGUUGUUUACUGUCCAUGAACUAACGAAAGCCAUACUGUACGAUAAGCUUGCUCAGUUGCUAAGUAAGAGGCCACCCACUAUGAUGAAAUUAGUGGAACCAGUGCCAUCUACUAUAUCUCAAACACAAGAAAUGAAACAAGAAUCUUUAUCACCCAUCUCAUUGGGAAAUACGACUAUCAAGGAUUUACCGCGUAAAGACAAAACAAGGAAACGGCUCAAGAAACCUCAGCCUCUGGAUAGUUUGUCAUUUUUUGCAGGUGGUCUAUCGCGGCAGAAUAGCUCGAUAGGUGGUACAGCUGACCUUGUUAAACAAGAAAGCAUGAGCUUAGGAGCAGAUACUCAUUAUGGAAGUCCAAACGAUGUCCAAUCGUUACCCGCGACCCAAAGCCCGAAAAAGAGGAGGCGUCCAAAGGUUGAACCGCUAGGGAAUUUAAUGACCUCUCAAUUGCAAAAAGCUUUCGAUGAUCCAACUAUUUCGAGCGCGAAAGUAUCGCCCACUGAGCAGGAAAUUAUCCCAGUUCGUGAAUCACAAGCUAAAAAAACCCCCGACCCCAUUGGGGCAUUUAAUGGCACUUCACAGAAGGGGAGUAUAGAAUCGAACUCAAGGAAGAGGCAGCCGAGCCCUGGAUAUCCCUACGAACCCCUACCGGCCGGAGUAGGUAAUGGAGAUAUCCUCAAUAAGCAAUGGAAAUCCUUAGAUGAGCAGCCACCUUCUAAAAAACCUAGAAUGCAAGAAACAGACCUGUACUCGGAAGUGAUGUCGGGAAGUAGCGAAGAGUAUCGGGAGGAACUAACCAGAUCAAAACUUAAUUCCUUAGAUGAGGAAUCCAUUAAGAGCCGAAAGAGAACAAGUUCAGAAAAGCCUGUGAAUAGUUGUAAACGUCGGCAGGCUCCUGCUGUACCGGAACAAAACAUAGUUGAUGCUAUCAAACAAAUAAAGGAACGUGAAGUCAACCGCAUAAGAACCACAAUAGUAGAACUGGGCCCCGAGGAAUUAACCGAAGAUGCUAUAAGGCAACUUAAAUCGUUAGCGAUUGUCCAGCCAGUAGAUAUGCUCAGGCAACAACAUACUGUAGAUACAGUUGGUUCGUCGCCAUUAACCUUUGCACGGAAGAACUACAAGAAUUUUAAGAAGGUGUGGCCCAAAUAUAUGAAUCGCAAGAAUUCGCCUGAAACAAGGAAUGCUACCGCGAUCAGUAACAGAAAAUAUCUCCCAUUGGAACUUUAUGAAACUGAUCUUCAGAGCCGGACGUUAUUUGAAGAUGGUGCGCCUCCACGACAGAAGGACAAUAUUUCUCGUUCUACUUCUACAAGUGGCCUCUCGAACGACCUUGCAAGUAACCGCGGAAAGGACCAUCCGGCUCCUGGAAGUUUAUUUUCGAACCAUGCAUUACUAGGAAAUGAUAACGCAGGCCCUGAGCCAAUCUUCAAUUUUAGUUCCCGUUCCCGCGAGGACACAAAUUCUCCUACAGCGUCACCAGCUCCAAACCUGACACAUGAUAACACUUUAUUUGUGGUAGAUGACGAAAACGAAGAUGGCGACGGAAUGGCUGAUACAAGCAUUGCCCAGAGAGUCUCAAGGGAGAGACAUGCUACUACUAAACCUGCGGAACCCGAUACGGCUGAGCCACGACACACUCGUCGAAAACAUGCUCCCAGACCAUCCGCGGCCGCAGCAGACAGCGAUGAAGACGGCGAACCAACGUUCGCAUUUAAACGCGCACGAUGA